AUGGGUGAGCACUUUAUCCCGUUCAUGAAUAAUAGUGUACCACUAACCGAAAUUAGGGAUCCAGUUACGAAUAAGGUACAUCCGCCUGUAACCGAAAAGCAGAAGGAAUGGAUGAAGAACUUUUGGGAGAAACAUAGCGAUCCAGCUAACUCGUUGCCUGAUCUUCAGAAUCUAGCCAGAUUGUUGAAGGCGGACGGCGUUCAAAGGAUUGGUGUAUAUGGUCUGUGUUGGGGUGGAAGAAUUGCAACAAUAGCCGGUGCGAAUUUAGGUUUGGAUGAGGGAAGUGCACCACUGUUCGAUGCUGUGGCGUCCAUCCAUCCGGGGAUAGCCAGCCAUGGAGACCCUCAAGCGAACAAAAGGAUAACUGUGGAUGAUAUCAAAAGAGUCACAGUUCCUACAGCACUAUAUGCCUCCAAUGGAGAGCCCAUUGACACGUACAAGGAAUUGGUUGAAGCACUAGACGAGCUGCUUUUCUCCUCGAAGAAUGCAUAUCGCUAUUACGAAAAAAAUGCACCAUGGCUGGGCGGCAGCUCGAGCUGA
Molecule: messenger RNA, 540 nt
Organism: Acaulospora colombiana
Lineage: Eukaryota; Fungi; Glomeromycota; Glomeromycetes; Diversisporales; Acaulosporaceae
Source: the annotation of a GenBank genome assembly